Molecule: messenger RNA, 159 nt
Organism: Paramuricea clavata
Lineage: Eukaryota; Metazoa; Cnidaria; Anthozoa; Malacalcyonacea; Plexauridae
Source: the annotation of a GenBank genome assembly
CCACAACAUCUCAGUGUAUGUUACUGGAAAGUAAAGAAAGAGGGAUUUAAUGCGGAAAGUAACCACCCUACAUGGUCUUACAAGAACAUGACUUCCUCAAGAGGCCAUCAAGGAGGUAUUUACAGCACGCCAUGUUAUGAAUAUCCUGAUAUGAUUAAG